This is a messenger RNA of Serpula lacrymans var. lacrymans S7.9, 395 nucleotides long. RefSeq lists its product as uncharacterized. NCBI's taxonomy places the organism in Eukaryota, Fungi, Basidiomycota, Agaricomycetes, Boletales, Serpulaceae. The record is from RefSeq and is a predicted model, not a curated record. The coding region runs from base 135 to 308 and encodes 57 amino acids. The transcript has a single exon.
GGGAAAGGGACCAUAUAGCUACGACAAAAGUGGCUGAGUGGAGAUAACGACACUAACCCUUCUUUCGACCGAACAACAGUGGUCAUGCGCUCUUUUAAUUUCUGGUGGUCUAUCGCCCGAGGUUGAGGUCUGUGAUGAGGAUGUAUGAGAAAAUCAUCGGUGUACCGAUUGAUAGGACACUUGCAUGGACACCUCGUCUGCCACCGGAAUUAAAGGAGAGCGUUCGUGAGGAGCACCCUGAUGGUGCAUUUGUGAAAAGAGGUUUUAAAAAAAGGUGGUUUAGACAUACAUCUGAUUCUGAGCGCUGACGGACGCAACAAGAGAACAACAGAGUCCAAAGCGAAGAGGUCAUGAAAGCAAAGUUUAGAAAGGCGAGCAAGCAUGUUACCGCAUUU